Molecule: messenger RNA, 1518 nt
Organism: Bombyx mori (domestic silkworm)
Lineage: Eukaryota; Metazoa; Arthropoda; Insecta; Lepidoptera; Bombycidae
Gene: Cyp4m9
Product: cytochrome P450 CYP4M9
Molecular function (GO): oxidoreductase activity, acting on paired donors, with incorporation or reduction of molecular oxygen; iron ion binding; heme binding
Source: RefSeq, marked provisional
AUGUGGAUGUACUUUAUUCUUAUUUUACUACUGUUGCUUACAAUUCAUUUCUUGUUAAAUUAUAACUACAGAGCUAGAUUACUUAGAAGAAUUCCGGGACCAAGAGGUUAUUUCAUCGUUGGAAAUGCCUUGGAUGUUAUUUUGUCACCAGCUGAAUUAUUCGCAUCGACAAGAAAAAAUGCAGCCCAAUGGCCGAAUUUAAAUAGAUUUUGGUCUUUUGGUAUAGGAGCCUUAAAUAUAUACGGACCCGAUGAAAUUGAGGCUAUUAUUUCAAGCACACAACAUAUUACAAAGAGUCCUGUGUACAACUUUUUGAGUGAUUGGCUACGAGACGGAUUACUUUUGAGUACAGGUACGAAAUGGCAAAAACGAAGAAAAAUACUGACACCAGCUUUUCAUUUCAACAUUUUGAAGCAGUUCUGUGUCAUUCUGGAAGAAAAUAGUCAGCGUUUUACUGAGAAUCUAAAGGACACUGAGGGCAAAAGUAUUAAUGUUGUUCCUGCUAUCUCGGAGUACACACUUCAUUCAAUUUGCGAAACUGCAAUGAGAACCCAACUUGGUAGCGAAACGUCUGAAGCAGGAAGAUCAUAUAAGAAUGCUAUAUGUGAGCUCGGAAACCAAUUCGUGCACAGACUAGCUAGAUUACCUCUCCACAACAACUUCAUUUACAACUUGUACACACUGGGAAAGCAAAAUAAACACUUAAACAUAGUUCAUAGCUUCACUAAAAAAGUAAUAAAAGAUCGCCGUCAAUACAUAAGAGGGAACGGAGGUAAUAAUUUUGACGAUGAAAAAGACACACAAGCUGACGAACAUUCCAUUUAUUUUAACAAGAAAAAAACAGCUAUGUUGGAUCUCCUGCUAAAGGCAGAACGAGAUGGAUUAAUUGACGAAAUUGGCGUUCAAGAAGAAAUCGACACAUUCAUGUUUGAAGGUCACGACACUACUGCUACCGGAUUAACUUAUUGCAUUAUGUUGAUAGCAAACCACAAAUCAAUUCAAGAUAAAAUAAUUGAAGAAUUGGAUGAAAUUUUCGGUGAAUCAACGAGAGCCGCUGACAUAGAAGAUCUAUCUAAAAUGCGCUAUUUAGAAAGGUGCAUCAAAGAAUCUUUACGAUUAUAUCCACCGGUACCAUCAAUGGGCCGUAUUUUAAGCGAAGAAAUCAACCUCAAUGGUUACACCGUACCAGCCGGGACCUACUGUCAUAUUCAAAUAUUUGACUUACACCGCCGCGAGGAUUUGUUCAAAGAUCCUCUUGUGUUUGACCCGGACCGUUUCUUACCACAUAACACCGAAGGCCGACACCCUUACGCUUACAUACCUUUUAGCGCUGGACCCAGAAAUUGCAUAGGUCAGAAAUUUGCCAUACUCGAGAUGAAGUCUCUUCUGUCUGCUGUAUUGCGUCGUUACAAUCUGUAUCCAAUAACCAAACCGGAAGAUCUUAAAUUUGUUCUAGAUCUAGUUUUAAGGACAACGGAACCGGUUCACGUUAGAUUUGUGAAGAGAAAUAAAGUAUAG